Messenger RNA from Anguilla anguilla (European eel), 1995 nucleotides. RefSeq names its product BTB/POZ domain-containing protein KCTD4-like. Gene Ontology annotation, molecular function: protein binding. Lineage: Eukaryota; Metazoa; Chordata; Actinopteri; Anguilliformes; Anguillidae. The record is from RefSeq and is a predicted model, not a curated record. Gene Ontology annotation, biological process: protein homooligomerization. The coding region runs from base 323 to 1099 and encodes 258 amino acids. The transcript has a single exon.
AGAGAGAGAGCUACAGAAAGAGGCACUAAUUGCUCCCAUGCAUCAGUACAGGCAGCGGCGGCUGUGGCGGCAGUGAGCGGGCAGAGUGGUAAUUAAAUCCCACCUUCAGAACGGAGGCUGAGCGAGCUGGCUCCGCCCCCUUCAGCAGAGCUCCACUCCACACUCUCUCUCUCUCUCUCUCUCCCCUUCUCUCUCUCUUUCUCUCUCUCUCUCCCUCUCUCGCUCUCCUCCUGCCCACGCCUCUCUCUCUCUCUCUCUCUCUCUCCACACACAAAGCAGGGAGCAGCGGGAGGCCCGGGGCACAGUGGCGGAGACGGCGGGCAUGGAAUGGAACCUCAGAAGGAUGGACAGCGAGCUGAGGGAGAUCAACCCGGACCUGCUGCAGCCCAGCAAGAGCUUCAAGAAGCCGUCGGCGGCCACCGUCACGCUUAACGUGGGGGGCUACCUGUACGCCGCCCAGCGGCAGACGCUGGCCCGCCACCCGGGCUCCCUCCUGGAGGAGGUGGUCGGCGGCAAGCGGGCGGUCCAGCACGUGGACGGCGCGGGCAACGCCUUCCUGGACCGCGACGGGCCCGUCUUCCGCCACGUGCUCAACUUCCUGCGCCUGGGCGAGCUGGUGCUCCCCGACGACUUCAGGGAGGCGGAGCUGCUGCGGCGCGAGGCCGAGUUCUACCGGCUGGGCGACCUGGCGCGCGCCGUGGAGGAGUGGGAGCAGCGGCGGGCCGCCCGCCUGGAGCCGGCGCUCCUGGAGCUGACCGACCACUCGGAGCGCUCGCAGGGCUUCCGCAUCUACUGCAGCGACGCCGGCUUCAUCGACAGGGUCAAGGGCCGCCUGGUGCAGGUCUCCAAGAGCCGCAUGGACGGCUUCCCCGAGGAGUUCGAGGUCUCGUCCAACGCCGUCCAGUUCCGCCACUUCAUCAAGUCGGAGAUGGGCGCGCGCCUGGUGCUGAAGGAGGACAACACCUUCGUGUGCACGCUGGACUGCCUCAAGCUGGAGACCGUCAUGAUGGCCCUUCGCGCCGGCUACCGCCUCGUCACCAGCCUGGACAGCUGCCGCGGCUCGGUCCUGCAGAGCGAAGCCCUGCACUUUGUCAAGUGACCCCCCCCCCACUUCAAGCGAACGCCCUUCCUUCGCCCGAUGCUCCCUCGUCAGGACGGCUCCUCGGAGACUCGGGGUGCGCCUUUCCGCUCGAUUCCGCCGCGUUUCCUUCUCUUACCCGAAAACUGGCGCCGCUCGUUUAAGGCAGGUAUAUGUGUAUCGGCAGUGUGCGCGUCUCGCCUGUGUUUAGAUUCGUUUACUUUCGGUCAGGUCCUCUGAUUCUUUCCGCAAGGGGAGAUGUGCCACAGGUUGAUGAGCAUUUCUCACAUUUUUCACACACUGAAUUUACAAUACUGUGCUGCUGUCCAUAUUUAUCCAAUGAUUCCCAGGAGAGACGUACAAUUACAAUACGGAAAAUCUGAUGUGCCCGUUCAUAGUGAGACCAACAUAAGCAGCACUCAACUAGACAUACCUGAUGUAAACGGUACUUCUUCUAGUUAAAGGGAUUUACCAAGUGAAGGUUUUAUGAAAUGCAUGUAUAAAUGUGAUAAUUAUUGCAUUUGAAGCUAUUUUGCUAUUUGUGUGUGUAAAGUGCCCCUCAAUUUGUGUGUUAUGGACUUGUGGCUUUUACAAAAAAAUAAAAUGUGAUUGAUACAGGUAGAUGCUGUAGUCUUUGCUUCAAUCUGGUACGGAGUCUGUAGGAGAGUGUCGCAAAACCUGGUUGCUUUGCAUUUCAGCCAAUCGGAGCGAAGCCCGGGUGCUAUUUUAACGGUGACAAACGCACCCUCGCUGCCUCACGUCAACUUUAAAAACAGCGUCGCCGUGCAUUUACGAGACUUCCGUGAGCUUCGACAGAGCCGACGGUUAUAAAUGCUGCACUACACUUCGUCUCCUACCCCUCCUACUCCUAACGAUUUUUGUUUAUUCAGGGACUCAAUAAAGCGUGUCUGACAAGG